UCCAUACUCCAUUCCAGUCGGUGGCGGUAAUGCCCCGAAAAGUUAGGUUGCCAACCGUCAAUAAACACCAAAGAAGAAGAAGACCACUCCUCUCAUGGCAGAGGAAGGCAUGUGUGGUACAGAAAUAGAUACCAUUAACUAGUCGUCUCUUCAUAAUGGCCAGUCAGGGUGAUGGAGAGGUGUGGUACGCCCAUCCGGUUUACGCCCGAUACUGGCAGCACUACCAGCAGGCCAUGAGCUGGCACCAGAGGCAUAAGCGGGCAUACAGAAAAGCUGUGGAGUUUGGCUUCUUCCAGGCACUGUAUUUGAUGAACCCCUCUGCCGUCCAGCGAUACUCAGGCGGGCAUGCAGACGAGAGCUGGAGGAACGCUCACAGAGACAGAAGGACAGGUAGAGAAGAAGAAAGGGACAAUGAGGCCACUGAUUCAGACAGUGAGAUGGAGGAGGAGAGUUCGGAUGAGAGCCAGAUCGAGUGUGACGUCAGUAACAUGGACAUCUCAGAAGAGCUGCGACAAUACUUUGCCCAGACAGAGCGACACAGGCAGGAACUCAAGAAACAACAGCAGAUGGAGGCAGAGCAGCAAGACUCGUAUGUUCUAGCUGACCAAGACUUGCACAGAGUUUCCUGGCGCAGCAGCCUGCCUCCUUCAGAGCGUCCGGGAGAAAGGAGGACUGCAGAGAUGAAGAAGCUGUAUGGUAAAGAUGCAGCAAUGAUUCAGGGGAUGGAAGCGGCCAUGCAGCUCACCUUUGACCGCAACUGUGACAAAAAACAGCCCAAGUACUGGCCUGUUAUACCACUAAACCUGUAGGAUGAUCAGACCCCAUCAUUAGUAUGCCAGGCACAACAGUGCUGACAGUACUGAAGCGAUGCAUCAAAUCAGCAUCUCUGAGGACCUUUCGCAUACAUAGAACAAACACUUGUUAGGUCUUUAUAGACAGAUAAAGCAUUUAGAGAGUACUUUUAAUAAAUGUUCAGUUCAGUAUGAUCAGUAAAAGUUUGAAAGUUUGCGAUAUCUGUAUGUAAUGGCAUCCACACUGUUUUAUCGUUUUAAAGUUUCUCAUAUCAUGCAAAUGAUGGAUGCGCUGCUUAGAUUUCAGUGUCGUUCUUUUCAUGUAGUCAUUUCUCCCUAACUAGGUCAUUGCCUCCCCCACAGUCUUUGGUUAAUGUGUUUUGUCUGUCUCUUCUUUUUGCAUCUCACAUGAGCACAUGAGACAGUGUUUGCCGGCUUAUUCUCUGGUGCAGUUUUUACAUUCAAAUUUCUCCUUUUUUAAUGCAAAGAAGUCAUUGUUUAAUUAAUGUGGUUUGA
This is a messenger RNA of Onychostoma macrolepis, 1307 nucleotides long. RefSeq names its product gem (nuclear organelle) associated protein 8 (gene gemin8). Gene Ontology annotation, cellular component: SMN complex. NCBI's taxonomy places the organism in Eukaryota, Metazoa, Chordata, Actinopteri, Cypriniformes, Cyprinidae. The transcript is spliced from 4 exons. The coding region runs from base 156 to 809 and encodes 217 amino acids. Gene Ontology annotation, biological process: spliceosomal snRNP assembly. The record is from RefSeq and is a predicted model, not a curated record.